Molecule: messenger RNA, 1361 nt
Organism: Elgaria multicarinata webbii
Lineage: Eukaryota; Metazoa; Chordata; Lepidosauria; Squamata; Anguidae
Gene: MSS51
Product: MSS51 mitochondrial translational activator
Exons: 6
Coding region: 6-1361 (451 amino acids)
Source: RefSeq, a predicted model, not a curated record
CACCGAUGGCUCACAGGAAGAAAUCAGUGGCUUCCAAAGCCAGCUGCUCCCGGAACAAUCCCACGGAGACGCCAGUUGUUACAGGGCCCAAUAUGGAUUCUCUGGGUUUCCGGGCUAUGGACACCAACGUCCCGGGUUUGUCACAGGUCAUUCUUCAAAAGCUCAACAUGAAGAGCUAUGACCAAUACAGGUCUGCAAUGGAGGGCAAAGAACUCUGUGUGGGUUUCGGGAUCCGAUCCUAUUUUGAGAUGUUCCAGAAAAUGGAGGACACAUUCAAGUUCUGCGUCGAGUGCAAGAAACUUCCGGAAUCUCUGCCUGAUCCCAAAAGCCUGAGGCGGUGCAAAAGAUGCCAGAAUGUCUAUUAUUGUGGCUCGGAGUGUCAGCGGGUGAACUGGCCCGUUCACAAAAAGUUCUGCAAGAAGCUGAAGCUUGUGGCCCUGGACCGACUAGUGGAAUGGCUUGAAUUCACAGGCGACAUCCCGUUUCCCACGGGCCCCUGGACAAAGCGAAUCCAAGACGUGAGAGGCUGGGAAGACUGGUUCUUGAUGCAGGAGGAUCUGGAUGAAAAACUCAGCUCUGUCAUGACCGGCCGUUACAUGAGCAUCCUCUGGGCCAACGCUGGGAAGCCCAAACCGGACGAGCCGGAGCUGAGGGAGUCGGUCAAGCGGGUGACGACGGACUUUGUGUCCCGGCCGGCUACCAUCGGCCUGGGCAUCUACGCCUUCGGGCUCGAUCCCUACGCCAAGCCGAUGACGGUGCACGUGGUCGGGGCGUCCCACGUCGAGACCCUCAACGCUCGGGCGACGGAUUACGACGAGUUGUCCCGCCUGUUCCCAAAGCACCAGGGCAUCGAGGUGGUGAUGGUGGGCGUCGAUGUGGUGGACGGGCCCAUCAUGAGAUCUCCGCUGGUGGCCUUUGGGCCCCGGGAAAGAGUCUACCUCAGCAGCUACAAGGGCCUUUAUCACGACUUCUGGGAGUCGGAAGUGGAGACUCAGCAGGCAGCUCGGCCUGACAUCGUGGUUGGCUUCCAUCCAGGAUUCCAUGCCUGCCAUGACCUGAUGGAAAGCUGGCUGCCCACCCUGCUGCUCCUCCGAGACUACAAGAUCCCCUCGCUCUUCACAGUGUACAGCGAGCAGGAAUUGAAGAACUCCCUCAAGAUCCUGAUAGAACUGGAGACCCAGAUCACCGGCUGCGGGGCCAACCCCUUCGCCUCCCUCAAACCGGAGCAGGCCUACUCAAACCCCAACAAGCCUCCUGUCUACUGCAACUCCCACUACGUGAUGUUCCAUGGGCUGUCUGGCCCUCCAGAUGAACUGGAUGUAGGAAAACUGGAUGGGGAAGAGGAAGAGGAGAGGAAAUAG